This is a messenger RNA of Cavenderia fasciculata, 2409 nucleotides long. RefSeq names its product ribonucleoside triphosphate reductase (gene ndrJ). Gene Ontology annotation, molecular function: ribonucleoside-diphosphate reductase activity, thioredoxin disulfide as acceptor. Bases 1 to 2409 code for a protein of 802 amino acids. The record is from RefSeq and is a predicted model, not a curated record. Lineage: Eukaryota; Evosea; Eumycetozoa; Acytosteliales; Cavenderiaceae. The transcript has 4 exons.
AUGAAUAAUAAAUUAUCAAUACUAAAAGGUAGUUAUAUUCGAGUUCUUACACAGAACAGUAAUAAACUACUGAACCAUCAUCACAGCAGAAGCAGCAACUACUUUUAUUUGACCAAACGGUUCCCUACUACUACAACUACUACUACUUCUACAAACAUAAAUACUUUAUUUAAUCUAUCCCAUCAAACAACUACUACUUUGACUUCAACUUUUAAUACAACUUUAAUGAAUUACAAAACAUCGAUGUUUACAACUACAACCACAUUGAAAAGCCAUAUAAACGAAUCACCAGCAGUAUCAUUAUCGUUUAGUGAAGAGCUACAACAACAGCAGCAGCAGCAACAACAACCACACCAAACACCAUUCUAUGAAAGUAGAUCUGCAAGAAAGUUUCAACUAUCAAAACAAUUUAUAGAUGGAUAUUCUCAAAAACAAGUCCCAUUUGGGUUUGGAGUAUUGGGAGAGUUGGUUUAUCGUCGAACAUACUCAAGAAUCAAACCAGAUACUGGCACAAAUGAGCAGUGGUAUGAAACUGUAGAGAGAGUUGUCAAUGGUACUUAUAAUAUGCAAAAGCAAUGGAUAGAAAAGCAUGGAUUAGACUGGAACACCUCAAAGGCACAACAAUCCGCACAAAAAAUGUAUGAUAAAAUCUUUACAAUGAAAUUCUUACCCCCAGGUAGAGGUCUUUGGGCAAUGGGAAGUCCAUUGACAGAGGAAAGAGGUCUAUAUGCCUCACUAAACAAUUGUGCUUUUGUCUCUACCGACAAUAUCAAACAAUUUCCAUCCAAACCAUUCAUCUUUCUCAUGGACGCUUCAAUGUUGGGUGUCGGCGUUGGUUUUGAUACCAAAGGUGCAGGAACCCUCAUUGUCAAAGGCCCAAAAUUGGAUAAAACAAAUUCUUUCAAAAUUCCAGACUCUAGAGAAGGUUGGGUAGAGUCUGUUAGAUUAACAUUGGAUUCUUAUUUUUUAAAUAAACCAAAACAAGUUUUUGAUUAUUCUUUAAUUAGAGGAGAAGGAGUACCUAUCAAAGGAUUUGGAGGAUAUAGUUCAGGACCAGAGUCAUUAAAAUUACUUCAUCAUUCAAUUUGUGAAACUUUGGACAAAUCGAUUGGAAAACCAAUUACUGUUACAAAUAUUGUAGAUUUAAUGAAUUUGAUUGGAAAAUGUGUUGUUUCUGGAAAUACAAGACAAACAGCAGAGAUUGCAUUUGGAGAUCCAGAAAGUCAGGAAUAUAUUAAUUUAAAGAAUUAUAAAGUGAACCCACAUAGACAAGAGUUUGGAUGGACGAGUAAUAAUUCUGUAUUUUCCAAAUUGGGAAUGGAUUACCAAUCGAUAUGUGAGAGAAUUGUAGAUAAUGGGGAGCCUGGAUUCGCAUGGUUGGAGAAUAUGCAACAAUUCAGUCGAAUGGACAGUACUGUAGGAGAUUGGAAAGACAAGAGAGCAAUGGGAGGAAAUCCAUGCUUGGAGCAAACACUUGAAUCCUUUGAACUUUGUUGUUUGGUCGAAACAUUCCCAAAUAACCAUACCGACUUUGAAGAUUUCAAAGAGACACUGAAAUAUGCCUUUCUUUAUGCAAAGACUGUUACAUUGGGUAGAACCCAAUGGCCAGACACUAACAAGGUGCUACUGCGAAAUAGAAGAAUUGGGUGUUCAAUGAGUGGUAUUGCCCAGUUUAUUACCAACCGUGGAUUAAAUCAACUCAAACAAUGGUGCACUGACGGGUAUGAAAUGAUUCAAGAACAUGACAGAGCAUAUUCAGAGUGGCUGGCAAUUCCCAAAUCGAUAAAGACAACUUCAAUCAAACCAAGUGGAACGGUUUCAUUGUUGGCAGGUGCAACCCCAGGCAUGCACUAUCCAAUCUCUGAAUACUACAUUAGAAGAGUUCGUCUGCCACGUAGCAGUUCCCUAUUGGAUUCUUUACGUGAGGCUGGUUAUCAUAUCGAACCAGCAGUCGACAACAAGUUUAAUGUGGUGGUGGAAAUUCCAAUUCACUCUGGAGCCAAUAUUCGUAAAGCAAAGAGUUUAACAAUGUGGGAGCAAUUAUCACUCGCUUCAUUCCUCCAAAAGUAUUGGGCCGACAAUCAAGUCAGUUGCACUGUUACCUUUGACCCAAAACUUGAGGGACAUCAAUUACCUUUUGCCUUGGACUACUUCCAAUAUCAACUCAAGGGUGUUAGUUUCUUACCAUCCAUGUCUGACGAAAUGAUCUAUGAACAAAUGCCAUAUGAAGAGAUUGAUGCCCAAACUUACCUCAAGAGAGCAGCCAAUCUAAAACCAGUCGACUUUAACAAAUACCAAAGAGAAGCUAUCGAGCCCAAACCAGAUAAAUUUUGUGAUUCAUCUUCUUGUAUAAUUUCUAGUAAUACAACUUUACCUCGAUCAUUACAAGUUGAACCUGAGAAUUUAUAA